This is a messenger RNA of Sorex araneus (European shrew), 726 nucleotides long. Its product is annotated as glutathione S-transferase theta-4. Lineage: Eukaryota; Metazoa; Chordata; Mammalia; Eulipotyphla; Soricidae. The coding region runs from base 1 to 726 and encodes 241 amino acids. The transcript has 5 exons. Gene Ontology annotation, cellular component: cytoplasm. Gene Ontology annotation, biological process: glutathione metabolic process. Gene Ontology annotation, molecular function: glutathione transferase activity. The record is from RefSeq and is a predicted model, not a curated record.
AUGGUUGUGGAGCUCUACAUGGACCUGCUCUCCGCGGCUUGCCGCGCCGUCUACAUCUUUGCCAAGAUGAACGACAUCUCCUUCGAAUUCCAAUUUGUGGAUCUGCUCAAAGGUCACCACCACAGCAAGGAGUACUCCGAGAUCAACCCCCUGAAGAAGCUGCCCAGCCUCAAGGAUGGAAAGUUUAUCUUAUCCGAAGGCACAGCCAUCCUCUGCUAUCUGUGCCGCAAGUGCAGCGUGCCCUCACACUGGUACCCGCCGGACCUGCACACACGCGCCUGCGUGGACGAGCUCUUGUCCUGGCAGCACACGGGCAUUCAGAUAUGCAUGAAUGAAUUGCUCUGGAUCAAGUUGCUGAUCCCCAUGAUCUCAGGCCAGCAAGUUUCCGAUUACAAGACACAGCAGGUCUUGUCCGAAGUGAAGACGAGUGUGCAGCAGUUUGAGGAGAAGUUUCUGAAGGACAAGAAGUUUGUCACCGGGGAAUUCAUCUCACUGGCUGACCUGGUGGCCCUCGAGGGCAUGAUGCAGCCCGAGGGGUGCAAAUACAACGUCUUCAACAACAGCAGCAAGCUGGCUGAAUGGCGCGCCCGGGUGGAGUCAAACAUUGGCUCAAGUCUCUUCUUGGAGGCUCAUGAGCGGUUAAUGAACUUGGAAAACUGGGAUUGUUCAUCAUUGGAUCCCGCGGUCAAGGACAAGAUCCUUAUGCUCCUGGAGAAGUACAAGUAA